CACUGCGUCGUCGUCGUCGUCGUGCGAAGCGAACUGCGACUUUGACUUCACUACUUCACUCUGAGAUAGCAAUAAACUGCGUUUGUUAUUUUGCUUAUCAAAAAUUUUUGCAUGUGACGGUCAAUCCACAAGAUUUUUCUAAUUUAUAGUUUUCAUUUUGAUAUGGUUGUGAGUUUUUAAUAGGACAUUUAUUAAUUAAAAUGCCCGCUAAACAAAGGAAAAUAGCGAUUAUGGGCUACAGAUCUGUUGGGAAGUCGUCCCUUAGUAUACAGUUUGUAGACGGACAGUUUGUUGACUCCUAUGACCCAACCAUUGAAAAUACCUUCAUCAAAACUACCAGAGUGAGAAGUCAAGAAUAUGAUUUGAAGCUUGUUGACACUGCAGGCCAAGAUGAGUAUUCUAUUUUCCCAGCACAAUACUCCAUGGACAUCCACGGCUAUGUUUUGGUUUACUCUAUCACCUCUACAAAGUCAUUUGAGGUUGUUCAAAUCAUUUAUGAGAAACUUCUAGACAUGACAGGAAAGAUUCAUGUUCCUAUUGUAUUGGUUGGGAACAAAACAGAUUUGCACAUGGAGAGAAUGAUCAGCAGUGAAGAAGGUAAACGAUUAGCAGAAUCAUGGAAAGCGGCUUUCAUUGAGGCUUCAGCUAAGCAAAAUGAGUCUGUUGCUGAUAUUUUCCACACCUUGCUUCUAGAGAUUGAGAAAGCUAAUGGGAACAUGCAAGAAAGUUCAAAAUGCUCCAUUUCUUGAAUUGGUGCCAAUAUCACAACUUUGUACCAUUCAUUUCGGAAAUGCCUCUGAGUUAGUGCAAAAAGCCUGUUUCGGAAUAAAUUCAAUCUAAAACUUCUGUGUAACAUUGGUGUUAAUUAUCAUAGGUUAAAAUUGUUGUACAGUCAUGUAAUUAUUGUUGAUUUGUGUUGAAAAUAUUGUACUCUUUUAAAUGUGAACAAUAUAUAGGCUAUUUUUGCUAGUUGUUGAAUUAGUCUUUAGAAUAGGUUAAGAUUUUUUAUGUACAUUGUGUGUAAUUUAAACACUUACAUAUUUGUAAAUAUAUUAACAGGAUGAUCUUGUGUAUAUUUGGGUGCAUUAUUAAUCAUUUAAUGUUAUGCUUUAAUCUAAAAAGGUAUAAACAUCGGGUUAUCGUAACUGUUUUCAAUAUUUUUAUUGUAUUUCUUAAUGAAGGCAUGUUUUGAAUUUCUUUUGUAUUAUAAUUCUAAAAUAAACUUAAUAGCACAGA
Molecule: messenger RNA, 1236 nt
Organism: Macrosteles quadrilineatus (aster leafhopper)
Lineage: Eukaryota; Metazoa; Arthropoda; Insecta; Hemiptera; Cicadellidae
Gene: Rheb
Product: GTP-binding protein Rheb homolog
Exons: 5
Coding region: 201-749 (182 amino acids)
Biological process (GO): small GTPase-mediated signal transduction
Cellular component (GO): plasma membrane
Molecular function (GO): GTPase activity; GTP binding; GDP binding
Source: RefSeq, a predicted model, not a curated record